AUGCCUCUCUUCGGACGUCGUGAACCCUCCCCCGAGCCCAUCCGCGAGGAACCUCCCCGCAAGCAUGGCCUCUUCAGCUCCUCUCGCCACGAGCCAGCCCCGGUCACCCACUCCUCCACCCACCGUCACUCGCGAGGCUCAUCGUCCUCCCACGCCCGCACCUCGACCUCCUCCUCCCGCUCUCCCGACCGCCGCCACAGCUCUGGAGGCGGCUUCAUGUCGCGUCUCGGUGGCGGCCGCAAGGACCUCGACCCUGCUGUUGUCGAGGCCCGCGAGCGUGUCCAGAGCGCCGAGAUGGCUGAGCGUCAGGCCGAUCGUGCCCUUGAGGAGGCUCGCUUGAGUGUUCGUGAGGCUAGGGAGCAUGUUAAGAGGCUGGAGCUUGAGGCUAAGGAGGAUUCGAGACGGGCCAAGAUGAAGGCGACUCAGGCUAAGGAGAUUUCCAAGACGGGACGAUCCCUCGGACGCCACGGAUACUAA
Messenger RNA from Fusarium sp. VM40, 477 nucleotides. The record is from the annotation of a GenBank genome assembly. NCBI's taxonomy places the organism in Eukaryota, Fungi, Ascomycota, Sordariomycetes, Hypocreales, Nectriaceae.